Messenger RNA from Pogona vitticeps (central bearded dragon), 3768 nucleotides. Lineage: Eukaryota; Metazoa; Chordata; Lepidosauria; Squamata; Agamidae. The record is from RefSeq and is a predicted model, not a curated record.
GGGCCCUCCUUUGUUAUCUCUAGCUGUGGGCUGAAAACCCUUUUUAGGGGUUGAUAUUUUUUGGGGGGGGAAGAAGUGUGUGCACCUGUAUAUACGUCUAGCCUGCCGUGGGUGGGUGGUGACGGGCGACCACUAUCCCCUUGGUGGCUUAUAUUUCUGUGAAGGAGGAGGGGGUGACGAAAAAUGAGGGCUUAAAAACUUGCUGAGUCUCUGGAUAAGAAAUGAGGGCAGCAAAGAACGCUACCAUUGGCAGACGCAGAAUGUCAAGCAGAGCGGAGUGGACGACAUGGUGUUGCUCUCCAAAAUCAACGAGGAUGCCAUUGUGGAGAACCUCCGGAAACGCUUCAUGGACGACUACAUUUUUACCUACAUUGGCCCCGUGCUGAUUUCUGUUAACCCCUUCAAGCAACUGCCAUAUUUUACAGACCGUGAGAUUGAGAUGUACCAGGGAGCGGCUCAGUAUGAAAACCCUCCGCACAUCUAUGCACUGGCUGAUAACAUGUACCGAAACAUGUUGAUUGAUGGAGAGAAUCAGUGUGUCAUUAUUAGCGGGGAGAGUGGAGCUGGCAAGACCGUGGCAGCCAAAUAUAUCAUGAGCUAUGUCUCCAAGGUCUCUGGCGGGGGCCCUAAAGUGCAGCAUGUGAAGGAUAUUAUCUUGAAGUCCAACCCGCUCCUGGAGGCUUUUGGGAAUGCCAAGACCGUGCGGAACAACAACUCAAGCCGAUUUGGCAAAUAUUUUGAGAUCCAGUUCAGCCGAGGAGGGGAACCGGAUGGGGGAAAGAUCUCCAACUUCCUGCUGGAGAAGUCCCGCGUGGUGAGCCAGAACGCCGGAGAGAGGAGCUUCCACAUCUACUACCAGUUGCUAGAAGGAGCCAACCCAGAGCAGCGGGAAAACCUGGGCAUCACCACUCCGGAUUAUUACUACUAUCUCAACCAGUCGGCGGCAUACAAGGUGGAAGACGUGAAUGACCACCAGGACUUCCAAGAGACUUUGGCAGCAAUGGAGGUGGUGGGUCUUUCAAGGGAAGAGCAGGCCCUGGUGCUCCAGAUUGUGGCCGGCAUCCUCCAUUUGGGCAACGUGACUUUCCAGGAGUCUGGCAAUUACGCCAUGGUGGACAGCGAGGACUUCCUGGCUUUCCCGUCCUAUCUCCUGGCGAUUGACCAGCAGCGCCUCAGAGAGAAGCUGACCAGCCGCAAAAUGGACAGCAAGUGGGGUGGACGGCAGGAAGUCAUUGAUGUGACCCUCAACGUGGAACAAGCCAACUUUAGCCGGGAUGCCCUCUCCAAGGCCCUCUAUGCCCGCCUCUUUGACUAUUUGGUGGAUGCUGUCAACAAAGCCAUGCAGAAGGACCACCAAGAAUACAGCAUUGGUGUUCUAGACAUCUAUGGCUUUGAAAUCUUCCAGAAAAAUGGUUUUGAACAGUUCUGCAUCAACUUUGUGAACGAGAAGCUGCAGCAGAUCUUCAUUGAGCUGACGCUGAAAGCUGAACAGGAGGAAUAUGUCCAAGAAGGCAUCCGAUGGAGCCCCAUUGACUAUUUCAACAACAAGGUGGUGUGCGACCUCAUCGAGAACAAAGUGAAUCCUCCAGGGCUCAUGAGCAUCCUGGACGAUACGUGCGCCACCAUGCACGCCAAGGGCGAGGGGGCUGACCACACCCUGCUGCAGAAGCUCCAGGCUGCGCUGGGCACCCACCCCCACUUCAACAGCUGGAACAAGGGCUUUGUCAUCCAUCACUACGCUGGGAAGGUUUCCUAUGACGUGGAGGGCUUCUGCGAACGCAACCGGGAUGUCCUUUUUACCGACCUCAUUGAGCUGAUGCAGAGCAGCGAGAUCCCCUUCAUCCAAGACCUCUUCCCGGAAAACCUCAGUGUGGAGAAGAAAGGACGUCCCACCACAGCUGGGAGCAAGAUCAAGAAACAAGCCAACAACUUGGUGGACACUUUGAUGAAAUGCACCCCACACUAUAUCCGUUGCAUCAAACCCAAUGAGACCAAACGGCCCAGAGACUGGGAAGAAGGCAGGGUCAAGCACCAGGUGGAAUAUCUGGGCCUGCGGGAGAACAUCCGUGUGCGGAGGGCUGGCUACGCUUAUCGGCGGGCCUUCCAGAAGUUCCUUCAGAGGUAUGCCAUCCUGACCCGAGAGACUUGGCCUUCUUGGCGUGGGGAUGAGAAGCAAGGGGUGGUGCACCUGAUGAAAUCCGUCAAUAUGGACCCUGACCAGUACCAGCUGGGCCGGACGAAAGUCUUCAUCAAAGCCCCUGAGUCGCUUUUCCUUCUGGAGGAGAUGCGGGAACGUCGUUACGAUGGCUACGCCCGUGUCAUCCAGAAAGCCUGGCGCAAACAUGUGGCAGUCCGGAAGUACAUCCAGAUGAGGGAGGAAGCUUCCAACAUCCUCCUGAACAAGAAGGAGCGGCGAAGGAAUAGCAUCAACCGGAACUUUGUGGGCGACUAUAUCGGCUUGGAGAACCACCCGGAGCUGAGGCGCUUUGUGGGCCGGCGGGAGCGGGUGGACUUCGCAGACACGGUGGUGAAGUAUGACCGGCGGUUCAAGACUGUGAAACGGGACCUGAUCCUGACCCCCAAAUUCCUCUACCUGAUUGGGCGUGAGAAGGUGAAGCAGGGGCCGGAGAAAGGGCUGAUCAAGGAGGUCCUAAAGCGGCAAAUUGAGGUGGAGCGGAUCCAGUCGGUAUCCCUGAGCACCUUGCAGGAUGACUUCAUCAUCAUCCACGAGCCGCAGUAUGACAGCGUCCUCGAGUGUGUCUUCAAGACCGAGCUUCUGAGCUUGCUCUACAAGCGCUACGAGGAGAGGACCCAGAAGCAGCUGCUGGUCAAGUUUAGCAACCAACUGGAGUUCAAGGUGAAGAAAGAUGGCUGGGGGCCCUGGGGGGCUGCUGGCUCCCGCCAGGUGCAGUUCCAGAUCUGCCAGGGGGACCUGGCCCUCCUUCGCAACAAUGGCAAAGUCCUGGUCGUCAGCAUCGGUCCUGGUUUGCCUCGGAAUGCCCGGCCCACACGGAAGGACACCAGGAAGAGUCAAUAUCUGAGCGCAGGCGCUGCCCCUGGCUGGAACACUCCAAGCAAUGCAGGUUCGAAGCGGAGCAGCCGCGGUGGGGGUGGCAGCCGCCCUGGGACAAGGCCCCCCUUCCAGCAACGCCUCUCCAUGACCAGGCAGGCCAGCAUGGAGCAGCCCACCCUGCCCCGCCAGGGGGCCAGCCCCAGGGCCAAGGCCUUUCCUGCUCAGCUCAACCUGGACUUCAUGAAUGUCCCCGACCAAGGCGUCGCCGGCCUCCAGCGGCGUCUCUCCAAAGAAGCCCGUCCCGUCCCCGGCGGAGGGCGGCCGAAGCCCAAGCCGCGCUUCCCUCAGUGCCGGGCGCUCUACGCCUACGACGCCCAGGACACGGACGAGCUGAGCUUCAACGCCAACGAUAUCAUUGAAAUCAUCAAGGAAGAUCCCUCUGGCUGGUGGCAGGGCCGAAUCCGUGGCAAAGAAGGCUUGUUUCCGGGGAACUACGUGGAGAAGAUUUGAGAUUGGGUGGGCAGCCCUCAUUCUCCCUCCUGAGCCACUGCAAGGGGGCAGAUGGAGGCUGCCAGCCGGCCUCACGCCCUGGACUGUGCUCUCAAGGCGGGGAAGCCCCGGAGGCCAGCCUGGGAGGUAGCUGCAGGCUGGAGAAGGGGCGCUUCCGGUCGAGAGAGCUUCAUUGGGUCUGGCCAGCCACAGGAAGCCCAGUUCCUCUUUCGCCUGGACAGGUUAGAGUUGCUCUUUUAAAAUCC